Caenorhabditis remanei is the source of this 2853-nucleotide messenger RNA. RefSeq lists its product as uncharacterized. The record is from RefSeq and is a predicted model, not a curated record. Gene Ontology annotation, molecular function: transmembrane receptor protein tyrosine kinase activity; ATP binding. The transcript has 10 exons. Gene Ontology annotation, cellular component: signaling receptor complex. Lineage: Eukaryota; Metazoa; Nematoda; Chromadorea; Rhabditida; Rhabditidae. Gene Ontology annotation, biological process: multicellular organism development; cell surface receptor protein tyrosine kinase signaling pathway; protein phosphorylation. The coding region runs from base 1 to 2853 and encodes 950 amino acids.
AUGUAUAUGUGUAAUUAUGAUAAUUUUUCAAGAACAUUGGACCCUCCCUACAAUAAUGGGAGCUCUUCGAUAAACCUAUGCGACGUGGUCUUCCUUCUCGAUCUGGAUAAAACUUUUACUUCGGAAGAAAACUAUACACAAGUCCAAGCGUUUAUCAGUGACGCAACUGAGACUUGCAUGAAUAGAGGUGUUGGUUAUGCGGUGUUUGCUUAUCCAAUGUUUAAUGAGUCAGUCCCCGAAGCGGUAUGUUGCAACGCUGAUCAAUGUAAAACACAGUUUGGAUACAUGGAUUAUAAGAGUUACGUUGGGAAUUACAGUGAUAUGGACCCGGUUCAACCGGUCACUUCUCAAUUCAACUUUUCGUAUGUGCUUAUUGACGAUCUAAAAAAAGUUGGUUCCACAAAGAAGGCGUGUCUCUACAAUAACUACGUUCUCAUCACAAAUCGUAUCUUCAACAUGACAAAUCAGACGGAUGUCGUCGAAGAGUUGAGCAAGAUUAUGGGUGUUGGAUGUAUCACGUUCACAGUUGUAGUCGUAGGGAAUCCAGAUAUUACGACGGAAAUGAUCUACCAACAAUACAACGCCCAAUACAGUUAUGUGGUACCCAAUUUCAACUGCUUGGAUAUGUUGAAAAACUGCAUAAAACCUUGUGGGUCAGAAGGCUCUGCAAAAUGCAACAAUGACACUAUCCAAGCGUGUGCCACGCCCACAACUCUCGAACCGACGACUACAGUACUCACGACUCCCACACCAACACCUUCAAUGGAUCCAGAUUUUAUGGAUGAUUGGCAGAUAACUUAUCUAUUUGCAAUCACUAAUCGAACGACUCAGGAUCAGUUUAAUCGAUUGGUCAAAUACAUUUCGGAUCCGUUAGAUGAUUGUGCUGGGAAGGCGAUGAUUUAUAGGUUUUUGGCAAGGAAUAAUUCGAAUUCCGGAUGGAUUACAGAUGUGUCGAAGGCGGCGUCUUAUUUGCAAGCUUUGAAAUAUGAUGAAGUUCUUAUUGGUUCAGACAACCGAACCCUCCUUCCCGGCAACGAUAAUGUCACAUUUGACCUCGUUUACGAAGCAGUUUCUGCGUCUCCAACGUAUAAUGAAGACAACAUGCAUAUCCCAAAAGUCGUUCUUCUCACUGAUUUUGUCUCGGACUUAUUCGUCUCUCAGUACAACACAUCGCUCCUCCCACUUCUGGAAGUCUAUGAUUUCAGCAUCAUUGCAUUUACGGAAGAAGCUUACGAUGGAUACAAAUCAAAACUAGCCAUCAAGUCGUUGCAAAUCACAAAUGACGAGAAUUACGGCGACACGAAAGAGCUGAAAUUGUGUCAGAAGACGGGGUCAAAUGUCACUACAAUCAUGUUUAUUAUCAUUGGAACAUGCUCUGGAGCCAUGUUGAUUUUGAUUCUCUUGACUGUUCUCUACAGACAGAAAUAUAUGUGGAUGAGGAAAUUGAAGAAGUUCAAGACAUCGCAUGUAGUGGAUCCAGAUGAUAAUGAGAUCUUCGACUACUGGGAGCUCUCGUGGGAAAAACUAGUAGUCAAAAACGAGAAACUUGGACACGGAGCGUAUGGACACGUAUUCAAAGGAAAAAUCAUCGGAGUCCCACCAGCAAUCGAUAAGUACAACAGAGCAGAGGCACUUGACUUUGCAGACUGUGAUUGUGCUGUGAAAAUGCUUCCGAAAUAUGCGACAGAUUCGGCGAAAAGUGAAUUCAGACAUGAGAUUGAGUUGAUGAAGAAUCUGGGAUUCAACGAACAUCUUGUGAAUAUGUUGGGAUGUAUUACGGUAUCAGCAAAGUCUUGUUUGGUGUUGGAGUACUGUUGUAACAGAGAUUUGUUGAGAUAUGUGAAGAAUAAGAAGUGCGAUUUGGAAAUUUCCCGAAGCGUCGACGACACUAUCGACAGUCACAAAGAAUUCCUGAAUUUCGCGUGGCAAAUCACUCAAGGAAUGCGAUUUCUCGUCGACAAAAAGAUCAUCCAUCGAGAUUUGGCCGCCCGUAACGUAUUAAUCACAGAGCAGUGCGGUAUGAAAUCCGCGAAAGUCAGUGAUUUCGGACUGGCGAUUUCCAGUGAGCCUAACGAGGAGGUGACAGGUUCGGAUCGUCUCCCAAUCAAAUGGUUAGCCUUGGAAUCUCUCGAAAAAGCAGAAUUCUCGCAUAAAAGUGAUGUCUGGUCGUUUGGAAUCGUGAUUUUCGAGAUGUAUUCUCUCGGGGAAGUACCGUUUGCGGAUAUCGAACCGACUGAGUUGAUAGGCCAUCUGAAGAGUGGAGCACGUCCGAAAACUCCUCUACUCGCAACCGAUAAAAUCGAGGAGAUAAUGACAGUGUGUUGGGAGGAGAAACCAAUGAAACGGCCGGAAUUCGAUGAGUUAUCCGCAAUGUUGGCCACUCAACUCGAGCAGACAACCGAGGGUUAUGGAUAUUUGGAGUUGGUUCGAACCAAGGAUUAUAGAGUUAUUGCGGAGGUGAAGAAGGAAGAAGAGGCGAAGAAAGAAACAGAUGAACCCAUUUGUAUUGAUGAUCAUCCACCGUACGUCACGAGAAAUCGAUCGGUGACGUGGAGGAGUAAGGCGAAUGGGGAGGCAAAGUUGGGAAGGGAAUACAGUUUGACGACUCAUGUCUGUGAAGACGAAACAACGGUUCCCGUGCCGAAUGGAACACCCAAACUACCGCCUCCUGUCAACUCCAAUACACCAGAACCCCAUGAAAAGGAUAAAAAAGAAAAGAAGAAAUCGUAUUUGAAUCUUCCAAAUAUCCUUCCCUCAUUCAAUUCCAUCAAUCCAUUCUCCAAAGAUAACGAAUUCAAAAAGACGUUCAAAAAGAAGAAAUUCUAUUCGAGACGUGGCUCCGUUCCCUACUAA